Ailuropoda melanoleuca (giant panda) is the source of this 2661-nucleotide messenger RNA. RefSeq names its product methionine sulfoxide reductase B3 (gene MSRB3). Gene Ontology annotation, cellular component: cytoplasm. Lineage: Eukaryota; Metazoa; Chordata; Mammalia; Carnivora; Ursidae. Gene Ontology annotation, molecular function: peptide-methionine (R)-S-oxide reductase activity. Gene Ontology annotation, biological process: protein repair; response to oxidative stress. The record is from RefSeq and is a predicted model, not a curated record. The transcript has 6 exons. Bases 215 to 859 code for a protein of 214 amino acids.
AUGAUCCCCGGCAGAGAUAUCCCACCUGCUCGCGCUCGCGGCCCGCAGCCUCGCGGCGGCUGUGCAGGAAGAAGAUUCGGAGGAGGAGGGAGUUGGCGGCCGCCGAGGUCGGGCAGCGGGCCCCGUCCGCGGCGGGCGCGCUCCGCGGUCCUCCCUCGCUCGUCUCCCAUGCUCAUAUUUGGACUCGGCUGCCCGUGCCCAGGAAUUUCCCGUCAUGCCUCCCGCCGCCCCGUCCGUCGCCCGGAGCCUGGGAGGGAGGGAGGGAGGGAGGCUCGGACGGCGGCGGCGGCUCCCUAACCCUUCCAUGAGCCCGCGGCGGACCCUCCCGCGCCCCCUCUCGCUCUGCCUCUGCCUCUGGCUCGCCACGGUCGUGGCGCGGGGAGACGCGCAGUCAGGGUCAUGUAGGGAUAAAAAGAACUGUAAGGUGGUCUUUUCCCAGCAGGAACUAAGGAAGCGGCUAACACCCCUGCAGUACCAUGUCACUCAGGAGAAAGGGACCGAAAGUGCCUUUGAAGGAGAAUAUACACAUCACAAAGAUCCUGGAAUAUAUAAAUGUGUUGUUUGUGGAACUCCACUGUUCAAGUCAGAAAGCAAGUUUGACUCCGGCUCAGGCUGGCCUUCAUUCCACGAUGUGAUCAGUUCUGAUGCAAUCACGUUUACUGACGACUUUUCCUACGGGAUGCACAGGGUGGAAACGAGCUGCUCUCAGUGCGGAGCUCACCUCGGGCACAUUUUCGACGACGGGCCCCGUCCCACCGGCAAGAGAUACUGCAUAAAUUCGGCGUCGCUGUCGUUCAGCCCCGCGGGCGGCCCGGGCGCCGAGGGUGGCCCAGCCCCGGGCGGCAGAGCCGAGCUGUAGGCCGCGGAGCGCGGCGGGGCAAGUGUGCUUAACGCGCAGCUUGUUAAAAAAAAAAUACUCAGAAUUGUCUAUCUUAGAUAUAUUUUUUCAGAACAAUCGAAGGGCAGUUUUGUGCUAUAGGCUAUUUUUCUUCUUCGCUCAGCCAGAGGCCCCGGGCGGCGGUGGAUGUGGCUAUCGCCAGGGUCGGACCGUUGGUAACCUCAGCGGGCGGACAGCCGCCGUGUGCUGAGCCUCUCUCCCAAGCCACCUGAGUACCGUUUGGCAUUAUUUUCUUUGAGCACAUAGCUUCUUUCUGAGAUUUCUCUACCCACCCCACCCCCCCCGCCGUGCUUAAGAGGCAGAGGGUGCCCGGUGUGGGCGCCGGAGAGAGCAGGGCACCGAGCGCAGGGCAGAAGGCCGGCGAGACACAUGGCCCCGAGGCAUUGGUGCAGGCCUCCCUGACACCGGGCGGCCGGACGCCUUAGGAGACCGCUCAGCUCUGUGGAAAGUUUGAGCUAAGGUCGUUUGUUCUCACUAAAAGGGUGUGAAGGUCUAAAGUCUUUCCUUAUGUUAAAUUGUUGCCAGAUCUGGGGGGGGGGGGCGCGGUUACACCGAGUGUUGUGGUGAAGUAAACAUUACCUCACGGUUAGGCCUUUAUUUUAUUUUAUUUUCCAUUGAAAACAUUGGAAUGUAAGGCAACUGUAAAACGCUGAGUCCCGUUUUGUCCAAAGUCCACAAAGAAGAACACCUGCCGUGGCCUUUCAGAAGUCCGUCCCUCCACACCUAGUAUCAGCUGCAGCUGGGAGGGUGCUUCGGUACAUCCCACUGUGGAAAAGAGAGCAUCGGGGACAACGCACCUCAGCGAGGCGGCAGAAGGAAGAGAGAGCGGAGAGGACCAAGGAGGAAGUCCCGGGUAUUCGAAUACCCAGGGCUGAGCAGAGAAGCCGACGAGAUACUCCGCAGACAGAGCCCGAAGCUGGGGAUCUUGUGCACAGAGGUCCGGGUGACCUCUGGAAGGAUGCUGGGGGUUAAAAUAGAAAGAACUAGGAGCUCAAUCCCACCCUGCUGUGUGACGAGGGACGAGCCAUUUAGCCUCUCCAUGCCUACUCUUCUUCUGUAUGAAUCGGGACUUAACAUGAUCUGUAAAACAACUGACACUCUCAGGGCAAAAUUACUAUAUUGCUGUGCAAUUAAGAUCGGCGUCGUAAAAUUAAACUGAUCUGGUUCUAAUUGCCUCAAAGGCUGAAGCCCAAGCAUUUGAAAUGGAAAGAAGCAGAGAGAAGGUUGACUUAACUGAUUGGUAUGGAAACAGUUGGGCCAAGAGCCAGAAAUUUUUCUUUGUAGCAAUAUGGCUGGUUUUGCUCUGCGAAGCUCUGCUCCGUUGCUGUGUAACAUUUGGCUGGGCGGGAUGGAUGUCAUUGUGCGCGGUCAGGUUUCGACAUGUAGGAACAGCGGCUCUUCAAGAGGGUGUUGCCAGAGCCGGGUUUGAGGGUGCUGUGUUUGUGGCCUCAAAUGCUAAUCCUGAAAUGUAGUUUUUAAAAAAUAUUACUUUUGUAAAUCUUUGAAAGCUUAUGAAAACUGACAUCUUUCCUUGUAAGCAUCAAGACAAAAAUAAGAAAGAGGGACACUUGACCGUUUUACUAUGGGAAACAAUGAGAAGUUAAAAUGAAAGGUGACAAAUCAAAGUGGCAGUGUGGUCAUGUCCACAUUCUUCCACAUGUCUACACCAGCUUCCUGGUGAGGCCCUGCCUGAGAUUCUGGUGACGACUUUGUCACGCAUGCUCUAGCUUCACGAUGCCCGGUAGGUCAUGCUUCUCCUUCCU